This is a messenger RNA of Triticum urartu, 1622 nucleotides long. RefSeq names its product cyanidin 3-O-rutinoside 5-O-glucosyltransferase. Gene Ontology annotation, molecular function: quercetin 3-O-glucosyltransferase activity; quercetin 7-O-glucosyltransferase activity. Lineage: Eukaryota; Viridiplantae; Streptophyta; Magnoliopsida; Poales; Poaceae. The record is from RefSeq and is a predicted model, not a curated record.
UAGUGCGCGGGUGCGUGCUUCGGCCAGCAGCAGCAGCCAGCUCUGGCAGGCGGUAGCUAGCCAGGUUGAAGACGACAAGGUCUGCGGCGUUCAUCCAUCGUACGUCUUCCAUGGCGCCGCAGCACUUCCUGGUCGUCGCGUUCCCGGGCCAGGGCCACAUCAACCCGGCGCGGGCUCUGGCGGAGCGCCUCGCGCGGGCCACGCCGGGCGCGCGGGUCACGCUCUCGGCCUCUGUGUCCGCGCACAGGCGCAUGUUCCCCUCGCUGGCGUCCCCCGACGACGAGGUCCACGACGGCGCCAUCUCCUACGUCCCGUACUCGGACGGCUACGACCACGGCUUCAGCCUCUUCGCCGGCGACGGGGACGAGGCGCAGAGGUACGUGGAGGCGUUCGGCCGCGUCGGCCGCGAGACCUUCGCGGCGGUGCUGGACCGCCUCGCGGCGCGGGGCCGGCCCGUCACGUGCGUGGUCUACGCCAUGCUCAUGUGGUGGGCCGCGGAGGUCGCCCGUGAGCGCGGCGUACCCCGAGCGCUCUACUGGAUCCAGCCGGCCACCAUGCUGGCCGUCUACUACCACUACUUCCAUGGGUACGAGCGGCUCGUGACGGAGCAUGCUGCUGAGCCGGGGUUCACGGUGUCCAUGCCGGGGCCCCCCCCGCCGAUGGCGAUCCGGGACCUCCCGAGCUUCUUCACCAAUCUUACGGACAGAAGGUUAGUUGCGGCGUUCGGGGACAUCCGCAGGACGUUCCAGCAGCUGGACCUGGACGUCGACAGUAGCAGCAGCGCUGGAGGAAGCAGGCAGCCCAUGGUGCUCGUGAACACCGUCGAAGAAUUAGAGACCAUGGCUCUCGCGUCCGUUCCUGGACUGGACGUGUUCCCCGUCGGGCCAGCCGUGGUGUCGCUCUUCACCGAGGGCGAGAGCGGCACGAGUGGCACCGCCGCCGCAGUAGGAGAUCUCUUUGAGCACGACGAAAAUGGUUACAUGGAGUGGCUGGACACGAAGCCAGCACGGUCGGUGGUGUACGUGUCGUUCGGGAGCAUGGCGGCGGUGAGCAAGCGACAGAAGGACGAGCUGAAGCGAGGCCUCGCAGCUAGCGGCCGACCGUACCUGUGGGUGGUGCGGAACAACAACAGAGGCGACGGCUUUGACGACGCCGGCGACGAGCGGGGCAUGGUGGUUGGGUGGUGCGACCAGGUGCGGGUGCUGUCGCAUCCGGCCGUCGGGUGCUUCGUGACGCACUGCGGCUGGAACUCCACGCUGGAGACCGUGGCGUGCGGCGCGCCGGUGGUCGCCGUGCCACAGUGGUCCGACCAGGACACGAACGCGCGCCUGGUCGUCCAGUGGGGCAUCGGCGUGCGCGCCGCGACCGACGUUGACAGGGUUCUGGACGCGGAGGAGCUGGCGAGGUGCCUGGAACUGAUCAUGGGUGACAGGGAGGAGGGUGCCGCCAUACGAGCGAGCUCGGCGGCGUGGAAGGCGAAGUUGCAGCAAGCGAUCGCGGCCGGCGGCUCAUCCGGUCUUAACCUCAGGACUUUCCUGGACCAAUUUGCGAAUGAUGCUUAGAAGCAUUUAUGUACUAUACGAGUCCUCGUUUUUUGUUCUGCAAUAUAAAAACCUUGAGUA